Pocillopora verrucosa is the source of this 3692-nucleotide messenger RNA. Its product is annotated as nardilysin. NCBI's taxonomy places the organism in Eukaryota, Metazoa, Cnidaria, Anthozoa, Scleractinia, Pocilloporidae. The record is from RefSeq and is a predicted model, not a curated record. Gene Ontology annotation, molecular function: metalloendopeptidase activity; metal ion binding. Gene Ontology annotation, biological process: proteolysis.
ACGACAUGGCGCCUGUUGUGAAGUCACCCAAUGAUCCUCGAGAGUACCGUGUUAUCCAUCUUGACAAUGGAUUGACAGCAUUGUUAAUAUCAGAUACAAACUCAGUUACUCGUCGUCAGCAUCAUGACAGUUCCAAAUCAACAACAGAUGAAGAAGAUACUGAAAGUGAGGAUUUGGAAGGGGAGAGUUGUGAUGAUGAUGAUGAUGAUGAUGAUGAUGAUGAUGAGGUUCACGAGGAUGAUGAUGGCAUUGAUGAGGAUGAAAAUGAUGUCACUGAUGGUGUUACUAGUGUGGGUUUGGAUACAGAGGAAGAAAAUGGCAGUGAGAGAUCACGAAAAGCAAAAGACACAAAACUAUCUGCUGCAGCUCUUUGCAUUGGUGCUGGUAGUUUUUCUGAUCCAGAUGACAUGCCAGGAUUGGCCCACUUCCUGGAGCACAUGGUUUUCAUGGGUAGUGAAAAAUAUCCUGAUGAAAAUGCAUUUGAUGCUUUCAUAAAGAAACAUGGAGGAUCAGAUAAUGCUUCAACUGACUGUGAAAUGACCACCUUUAUCUUUGAUGUUAGGAGAAAGUACUUCAGAGAAACUUUAGACAGAUUUGCUCAGUUCUUUAUUUCUCCUCUCCUUAAAGAAGACAGUGUUGAUAGGGAAAUACAAGCUGUAGAAAGUGAAUUUAGAAUGAGUUAUCAGAGUGAUUCUGUCAGGAAAAUGCAGCUUCUUGCUCAGCUGGCUAACCAGCAUCAUCCAUUUGGAAAAUUUCUCUGGGGAAAUGAACAAACACUCAUGAAAAUUCCCAAAGAAAAGAAUUUAGAUGUGAAUGCUUCAUUAAGAGAUUUUCGGAAGAGAAUGUACUCUGCACAAUACAUGACACUGGCUGUAAUUUCUAGAGAAUCUCUUGACAGCCUUGAAAAGAUGGUUAGGGAAUCAUUUUCUGAAAUCCCCAAUAACUCACUGCCAAAGCCAACAUUUCAAGAGUAUACAACCCCAUUUGAUGCAUCCAAAUUUCAUAAACUAUACAAAGUGGUUCCAGUCAAGGAUGUACAUCAUCUUGAAAUCACUUGGGUUCUACCCCCACAACAGAAGUAUUACAGAAUCAAGCCGAUUCAUUAUAUCUCGUGGUUAAUGGGACAUGAAGGGCCUGGUAGCAUUUUAUCACUGCUGAUAAAAAAAUCUUGGGCUUCCAGUUUACUGUGUGGUAAUGGAGAGUCUGGUCAAGAAUAUAACACUAGUUUUGCAUUAUUCCCAUGUUUGAUUAGUCUAACAGAUGAGGGAAUGGAGCAUAUUUAUGAGAUUUUGACAAUUGUGUUUCAAUACGUGGAGAUGUUGAGAAAAAAGGGUCCACAGGAAAGGAUAUAUAAGGAGCUUCAGACAAUUGAAAAUAAUGAGUUCAGAUUUCGAGAACAGUGUGAGCCAUAUGACUAUGUUGAAGAUCUUGUAGAGAACAUGCAGUUGUUUCCAGAGGAAGAUUAUUUAACAGGAGAUCAACUGAUGUGGGAGUUCAAUGAAGAGGUUAUUCAGGAUGUCCAAGACAGGCUUACACCUGAAAAAGCCAAUAUACUGCUCCUAUCAAAGAGGUUCCAAGAUGAGUGCACAGAUUAUGAGCCUUGGUUCCAGACUCCCUAUAACUGUUCUGAUAUUGAUCCAGAGUGGGUUGAAAGCUGGAAAAAUCUUGAAUUAAACCCAGAGCUUCAUUUCCCAGAAGAGAAUAAAUUCAUUGCGACUGAUUUUGAAAUCAAAGAUCUUGAUAGGGCACCAAGCGAGUUCCCUGAACUGGUUCAUGAUUGCCAUCUCGGAAAAGUUUGGCACUCAAAGGAUACGAAAUUCAAAACACCUCGAGCCAGGUUUUAUUUCCAUCUCAUGUCGCCGCUACUAAAUGCCAGCCCUGAGAGCAUGGUUCUUUCUGACGUUUUCUUGUGUGUGCUGGAAUACAACUUGAAAGAAAUCGCUUACGCCGCCGAUGUAGCCCAGUUAGGUUACUCCAUGACAGUCAAUGAAACAGGGAUUGUUCUGAAACUAGAAGGAUUCAGUCACAAGUUACCACUGUUGUUCGAAACAAUAAUUGAUCGCAUUGCAGAUUUUUCUGUCAGCACUCAGACGUUUGAAAUGGUGAAGCGAAAGCUGAUGAGAUCCUAUCGCAACAGUAUCAUCAAACCACAGAAGCUCGUCAGGUCAGUCCGCUUGUCAAUCUUACAGCACGUUAAGUGGACAACUGUAGACAAACGGAGGGUCGUCCCAAAUGUUACGAUAGAAAAACUUCAGCACUUUGUAUCCUGUUUCAAUUCCGAGUUGUUCGUGGAGAGCCUAAUUCAAGGAAACAUAACCUCACAGGAAGCCAUCUCUUUACAGGAACAGCUUUAUAGUAAACUGCAGUUUAUGCCAUUAAUGAAAAGUCUUCAUCCCGAGAUCCGAGUUAUGCAGUUACCUGAAGGUGAAUGCAUCUGCCGUGUGAUAGGAUUUAACAAAGAUGACGACAACACAGUUGUUACAAACUACUACCAGUCUGGUCCCGCAACUGUUGAAGAAUGUACCAUAAUGAACCUUUUGCUGAUGCAAAUGGAGGAGCCAUGCUUCGAUAUACUUCGCACUCAAGAACAACUUGGGUACUCUGUGUUCUGUUCUUGUAGAAACACAUUCGGAGUUCUCGGAUUUUCAGUCACCAUCCAAACACAAGCUGGAAAAUUCAGUGCAGAACAUGUCGAUAGUAGAAUUGAUGCAUUUCUAGAUGAGUUUGGUGAAAUUUUGUGUUCUCUAACAGACGAAGACUUCAAGAGCCAGGUGGAUUCACUUAUCGAACUGAAGGAACACGAGGAUCUUAGUCUGGCAGAUGAAGCUGACAGAAACUGGGUGGAAGUCAUAGAUCAGACGUACAUCUUUAAUAGGAAACGACGUGAAGUUGAAAUUUUAAAGAAUCUUUCCAAAGAAGAACUUUAUCAUUGGUUCUCAUCACACAGAAAAAAUGGUAAUAAAUACAAGAAGCUAAGCGUCCAGAUCAUUGGGUCAGGUCAGUGCGAGGCGCACACAUGCUCAGAUAGCCAUGUAGACGCAGAUAGCGGCCUGGGUAACGAUGAAGAUUGGCAAAUACGGCCACUGACGGUGGACACCUCCGGCACUGCAGUCUUCUGUGUUAAAAACAUUUCAGAUUUCAAAAGGACGAGAGCUGUUUACCCUGUCGUGAAAAUUAAGUGAAGAAAACAGGGCCGCGGGAAUGGGCAACAGGAUAGAAAAAAAAAGAGUGGAAAUCUCGCUGAGAUGAAAUUAGAUAAUCAAGCAGGAAAAAAUGGUCCAAAUAAAUUUUUUUUCUGCGACCAUACAACUGAGUCGGGCUGAACAUGGUCACGCUAUUGUCUGCUGUCGAGAGAAUGCGUGAUUUUAGUUAGGACUCCUUACAGCCUUCUUUGCGCGAUGGCGUAAGGCAUCACUAGCAAACAUUAAGCAACACUCACAAGGAAGAAUAGAAUAACUAUCGUCAGUUAUUUAAACAGUUUUAAAACGAGUGUAGUAAACUCCCAGAAUUCACAUAAAUAUACUUAACCCUUUACCUCCCAUGAGUGACCAAGAAAGAAUUUCUCCUUACAAAAUCAAUACAAUAUCAUGCAUCGAAGUGACGACAAUAAAGUAAAAUAUCAAAUAGGGGAUUUUCAGUUGAUCCAAUAUCAAAUUCUCCAAAUUGACAUUAAAAGAAUUGUAUGUCAGACA